Messenger RNA from Diaporthe batatas, 1507 nucleotides. RefSeq lists its product as uncharacterized. NCBI's taxonomy places the organism in Eukaryota, Fungi, Ascomycota, Sordariomycetes, Diaporthales, Diaporthaceae. Bases 446 to 1255 code for a protein of 269 amino acids. The transcript is spliced from 2 exons. The record is from RefSeq and is a predicted model, not a curated record.
CUUUGCUGUUACGUCGAUCAGGAGGUUGGCUGCUUAGUGUAAAUGCAUGUAUCCUAUCACAGCCGGAUGGGGCGGAACCUAUCUCUUGAUCAUCCGUGCCAGCUGAUUUCGCUAAUAUCCAAAGCGUGAUAUUGCCGCAUCAAACCCCUGCCAGGCGAAUUUACGCCUGUCACAGAACGACCAACAAUCCUCAGGGACACUCCACCACCACACACUCUCUCUAGCUCUCUUUCUCUUUCUCUUUCUUCCUUCCUUGCACAUCCUGACUUUGCCCAAGUAAACUUGUUCGUUUUCUCCCGCACCACAGUCGUGUAUACACACAUACACACACACACACACACACACACACACACAGAUACAUAGUCCACAUUCCCGCCUGGGACAGUGUGAUAGAUCUUGUUCUUGCCCCACCUGUGAUCUUCACCACUCUACCCUCCCCAGCUUCAUGCGUCGGAGCGCUCUUCAUCUGUCUGAGGCGAUGUAUUUGCCAUCCUGCACAAAGGCACGACUGCCAAUUCUGGCGCUGUUGGUUACUCAUGUCCUGUGUCAAAACUUUACCAUCUCGAAUGGCCAGAUCUUCACGCCCGGCUUUGCGGUUCUUGAUUCCCCCCAGCCAGGCACACCUAUGGGCGGUGACACGAUUGAGAUUGCUCUGGACGUCACAGCAAAUGGCAUCCUCCCGCUUGAUGUUGCUGCUGAUAGCCCAAGCCGCAUCAACAAUAUUACGAUUUUCUUAACUAGCCUGGCUUUGAAUAGGAAUUUCACCAUCUCUAACGGUACGGCAUCCUCCAACAACGCGAGCCUAGGGGAUAUCAUGUUGCAGGAACCUGGUAGCACCGUCAAACACGUCCGAUGGACCUGGCCCGCAUGUUUGGUCGGAGACGGCAAGCCGACGACAUCUGACAGCGACCGAGGCAACUAUAACAUCUCUAUCAGACAGAACUUCGUCAUGAACAACACCAACUUUUAUACUAUCUUCGACGUCCCAAUCGCCGUGACCAACAGCAUCCCAAGCUCCAUAAGCAGGGCACAGUGUGACACACUCGACAACCCGUUGCUGACGCCCGAGCAGAUCAACGCCUCGGCUGCCAAUGCUGUCGGUAUACUCUUCGCGCCCGGUGACUCACAAGUGGUGCAAGUGAAGCUGGAUAAAGCCGAGGGUGGCCAGGGUCUCGGAGGUGCUGGGAUGAUGAGCUGGCGGAGCGGUGCCGAGUGGCUCUGUCUGGUCAGCAUUGCCAUGGCCUUUGCACUUUAACGCCCAGGAAGGAGAGGCCGUGCUGGCAUGAUUAAAUUAAGGCACAAAAUGCCCUCUUUGCUUGAUCCCCUCUGUACGAGCUUCGCUUGGGUGUCCGUGACAUGCCUAUAGUAUCUUUCUGCCUUUACCUCCUAUGCAUCACAUGGGACAGCCUCCUAGGGAAUAGCUCAAGCUUCCCGAGAAAACCUGUAGAUGGAUAGUAAUAAUUAUAAUUAAGCUUACUUAGGAUUUAUAUAAGAUUGAAAAUAUUUU